Messenger RNA from Petromyzon marinus (sea lamprey), 2502 nucleotides. RefSeq lists its product as uncharacterized. Gene Ontology annotation, cellular component: extracellular region. The record is from RefSeq and is a predicted model, not a curated record. Gene Ontology annotation, molecular function: hormone activity. NCBI's taxonomy places the organism in Eukaryota, Metazoa, Chordata, Hyperoartia, Petromyzontiformes, Petromyzontidae.
UUUUGAUGCUUUUUCACUUACAUCGCUAAUGUUGCUUUAAUAGCCAUGUAAUUGGAUAUAUCGUCUUCUGUCCAGUGUUUUAAAUGCAUCUUUCAUAUUUGGUGAUUAGCUUACCCGAACACGCAUCCCUACAACAAACCAUAAGUCAAACAGUUCCAAAUUGAAGAUGCAAAGUUUUUAGUAAACAGUGAUUUUUUUUUCAAAACUGCACGUGCUAAUAAUGCAAGAGCAAAUGAGGCAGUUAUCAAAGCGACGAUAAGUUCGAAUUCCUGAAAUAUCUUGAUAAGUCUUACCGUAAUUAUCCGUCACGUAGUGAAUGCUGCACAAACACAACAAGGGAGCCUUUGUACUUACACUGCAGCUCUUAAACUUAUUUUCCCACGACUACGUUUGUAAAAUGAAAAUUAACUUUACCCAAUUGCAACAUUGACUCCUUCCAAAGCAAUGCCACACCCAAAACUUGAUUGUAAAUGAAAAAGCCGGGAAGUUCAGCUGUGCAUGCAGUGUAGAUAUUGCCACUCACACUUGUGCAUCACCGAACAGGUGUUACAGUUAUUAUUUGUUAAUAGGCGCGUGUGUGUUCCCCUAAUGUGUGGAAAUGGCACUCCUCCGGGGGGUCAAAUGAAAUAUGUAUGACGAAUUCUUUGAUUUAAAAGCGAGCCUGCCACGGGUGCGUACAAGCGCUGGUGGUGGUUGGCGGUGGCGUCACUCGUCCGUCCCCUGUACCCUGCUGCUGCUGGUAUAAGUGCCCGCGUCUCCCCGCGCCUUGCGCUCUUUUAAUCCACGCUCCGAGCUUGCCGAGACGCGAUUUCGCGUGAAGGAAGAGGGCUCACAAAUCGCGACCAUCAAACGACAAGUUUCGACUCCCCCCCCCACUCCAUCCACAACGUGGAAAGGAAGGAGGCUCCCUCGAACCUGCCCGCGACCAUGAAAUCCACCAGCCUUCUCGUCCUCGCCGCUGCCUCCCUGCUCGUGCUCAUCCGCGCCCCGGAGGCGACGGGCCGCUCCCUGCAGGAGCCGUGGGCCCCGGGGCUCCCGGAGAGCGACUCGGCGCGACUCCUCGAGAUGCUCGAGCCCAGGUCUCAGCAGGGCGAGAGCCCGAGGCAGAUCGACACCUCGCAGGUGGCCUACCUGUCCCUGCACGACCACCUGCUGCGCCUGCUCAGGCGCAUGAAGUAUCAUCGCGAGACGAUGGCCGGCGGCGUCCUUCCGACGGCCGACGAGGAGAACGAGCAUCGGAUGGCCGAAGUGCUACGGCGCGUGGGCCAGGUCCUCGCCGCGGGAGAGGUGGCGAGCCUAGGCGCUGGUGGGGCGGUGGAGGGCGGCGACCUGGGCGAGUCGGAUGAGCGUCCGGCGAAGAGGUCGGACGAGCCGCCCAUCUCGCUGGACUUGACCUUCCACCUGCUGCGAGAAGUCCUCGAGAUGGCCAAGGCCGAGCAGCUGGCGCAGCAAGCGCACACCAAUCGCCAAAUAAUGGAGAAUAUCGGCAAAUAGUGGCGGAGGCUCUCCCUCUCUCGUCUGUUGUUGUUUCUUUGCUGUUUGUUGUUGUUAUCGCGACUGCAGAGCGGGAAAGAGGCGCGCCUCGACCAAAUCAUUGAAAUUAAAAGGGAAAAAUGUUACCCGGGGGUUGCACAAUAUUCCCGAGCGCGCUCUGGUAGUUGGACAGCCUCAACAUAUUCCAUAUAGACCAUCGUUCAUUUCAUGUGACCAUUCUGUGACUGCGGCUUGUACUAUAUAUACAUAUAACUUCGUGUGUGUGUGUAUGUGUGUGUCCGUGUGUGUGUGUGUGUCUCAGGGGUAGAGCGGUGGCGCAGUGGUUAGCGCGCUGCAUUUCGAACCCCGGCCAUCUAAGUUCGAUUUCCCGACCACAGAUAACAUCAGUGGCGAUUGAUAUCUGAACCGGUCCUAAGCCUCCCUCCCCUAGGCAGACUCAGUCUCAAUUGAGUUAACUGUGUGCGGUGUGUAAAGCAUCAGCGUGGGGAGACGAAGGCGGCCGGGCGUGGUUCUGGCUACACCACCACCACCACCCCCAACCCCUCGUGCGUCCUACUGGCCUUUCAUAGGUGUUCGCUAACAGCACUUGCCCCAGCAGUCUGAGAUGCUACACGGGGGACCUUUGUCUAUGUGUGUGUGUGUCGGAGGAGGAGUAGGAGGAGGAUACCCGAAAUGUGGACUGAAUACGUGUUAAGUUUGGCCGCGAAUGAGCAUUGUACUUGUAAAGGCUAUUGUAUAAACGUCACAUGCGAAGCAGUCUUUGUCACGUUGCUUGCACUACAUAGGUCGCGUAUUUACCAACCCUGUUGAGUUCACAACACGAACAUCGUGAUCGACCACAGAGGGUUGUAAUACAUGUACAUUAUGGUUACAUGUGGCUUUGCCCGCAGAAAAAAACACAACACAUUAAAUGCACUGCAAACUUCAUUAAAACUGUAGAUUUUUAUGGUGAAGAUGGCAUUCUGUAUUAUCGUGAUCGGCAAUAUAAAUAUGAUUAUGUGUCCUUUA